This is a messenger RNA of Loxodonta africana (African savanna elephant), 8466 nucleotides long. It is a transcript of the gene TMEM177, whose product is annotated as transmembrane protein 177. Gene Ontology annotation, cellular component: membrane. The record is from RefSeq and is a predicted model, not a curated record. The transcript is spliced from 2 exons. Bases 139 to 1074 code for a protein of 311 amino acids. NCBI's taxonomy places the organism in Eukaryota, Metazoa, Chordata, Mammalia, Proboscidea, Elephantidae.
CCCCGGGCACGUUUCGCGGCGCCCGGACAGAGGCGGAGGAGGUGAGUUCGCCCAGACCCGCGCGGUGGUGUCUCGUCACCAGCGUCCCUGCUCGCAGCCUGUUCGCGCCACAGGAGGUUGUCAGCGGUGGCAGCACUCAUGGCUGGUCCCCUGUGGUGGGCUGCAGUGUUUAUACAGAGACACAGGACAGGCGUCUUGGUAUCUUCCUGCGCAGGACUGUUUGGGGCCCAAGUCUCAUAUCACCUCUUCCCAGAUCCUGUGGUCCAGUGGCUGUACCAGUACUGGCCUCAGGGCCAGCCCGCCCCACUCUCCCUGGACCUGCAGAGCCUCUUCCAGGAGGUGCUUCAGGACAUGGGCGUCCCCUCAGGCCACGGCUACAAGGCCUUCACCACCUUCACCUUCCAGCCAGUGAGUGCCGGCUUCCCACGGCUCCCAGGUGGGGCCGUGGUGGGCAUCCCUGCCAACUUUCUGGGUGGCACAGUGACCAACACUGGCCAGCCUGUGGUGGUACAUGGGCAAAGAGUGGACUGGCACAGCCCAGAAGGUGCCCGGCUGAGAGAUGCCCUGACCCUGUCCCAUGAUGCCCAGAAGUUUGCCUUGGCCAGGGAGGUGGUGUACCUGGAGAGCAGUGCAGCUGCCCUGCAGUCCCUGCCAGCCCCAGCUUGCCUGGCAGGGACCUGGGCACUGGGUGUGGGUGUCAAGCAGGCACUGGGGCUCUAUGGAGGCCCCAUGAACUUACGGGCUGCGUUCAACUUGGUGAUAGCAGUAGUGGGCUUUGUGGCCUAUACCUUUUCCAUGGACUCACUCACUCAUACCCUGGAAGCGUGGCUGGACCGCCGCACGGCCUCCCUGUCCAUAGCCUAUGCCCGAGGGGGCGUGGAGUUCUAUGAGAAGAUUCUGUCAGGCAACCUGGCCCUGCGCAGUCUCCUGGGCAGACGUGGGGAGAAACUGUAUACGCCCAGUGGAAACAUCAACCCCAGACACUUGUUCCGCAUCAAACAUCUACCCUAUACGGUCCGCCGGGACUCUGUGCUGCAGAUGUGGAGGGUGGCCCUCAGCCCAGGCCAGUCCUGAGGGGUCAUCACAAAGACAUUCCAGUCUUGCAGGUACCACCCUGCCAUUGACUCUGGGGGGCUCUCUUGGUGCCUCAGCACCCACAGCCCAACGUCAGAAGCAUCACAGGCUCUGCAGUUAAAUACCCUGAGGUCUACCCUAACCCACCGCUUGUGAACUCUGUAACCUGGGGCAUGUCUCUGUGAACCUGAGUGUUGACUUCCUCAGCUGUAAAACUGAGAUGGUGAAAACUACUUUGCAGGACUGUAGAGCUGUAUGAAAACAUGAACAUAAAGAUCAUGAACACCUGGCAGAGCAUUCCAUAAAUAAACUGGAGGCCCUUCCUUCUUGGUCUCUGAAUACCAGUGGACUGUGGGAGUCUGGCCAUAUCUUCCCCACCAGACAUGCUUGCAGGAUGGAUGUGACCACUAUUAGAGUGAGAACCGCCUCAUAAUUUGCCAAAUCCAAUUAUUCUCUAAUGUGUAGAGAUGAUGAGAGGUUAGCAUGGGCCUGCGAGCUGGGAAAGAUAGACUUGAGGUGGGGCUUUAAGGGUAGGGUAGUAGGGCCCUGUGGACACAAGUGACAUGCUCAGAGAGGUGUGCGCAGCCAACAGGGCUGCUGGGGCACCAGGAAAGCCACUAGCACCCCUGGGUGAGGGAGGGAAGGUGUUCCGGAAUCUGGUGAGAUCUGUAAUGUGAGAGACCUGGCUGGAGCUCUCGCUGAAGGUAGGGGAAGAAGCCAUCGCUAAAUCCAAGGCCAUGCAGGGAGGGAGCCCAGGACAGGGAGCUCAGUGAUGCAGGCCAGCACAGUCAGCCUCCUGGGGCCCAGAGCAUUGUCAGGGCCUGGAGAAGAGGGUGAGCUUGGUUCAUAGCGGGCAGUGGGGUGGAGGUGGGGAGUGGACCACACCUGGGGGUCACACUCAGGAUCCCUAGGAAGGCUGUGUCCUUGCCCUGCUUGUUCCUCAUGAGCCCAUCAGGUGGUGGGUAGAGCACAUCUCCACUUUUGAUCUUUACCUUAGACAAAAGAGGAGGGGGCUGAGCAGAGGAGACCACAGCAGGGCUAGGUGAAGAGACUCAUGAUCAGCAAGCUAGGCCCAACUUGGACACUUGUGUAAUCUUUUCAUUGGAGGUUGUGUUUUUCCCUGGAAGAGUUCUGAAGAAGUCAGGACUUGUCCAUAGUAACUCAGGGUAAAGGGAUGAGGCCACAUCCUGGGAGGACAUGAAACAGCAAGACUGGGGAGCCCAGCACAGGUGGCACAUGUGAGAGGAGAGGGUCAGAUGGGGUUGAUGGUACCUUCCUGCUGGGUCUUUCCCCCUGAACUGGAGUUUGGCUUCGUCCUGUGUCAGCCCAUGUGUCCUUACAUCAGGCUGGGCAGACUUGAGUUCCGGGGGCCCCCUACUCAGCUCUCAGGUCCCUGGUGCUAGGACGGGUGCAGGGCCUGGGUUUGACAAAUGUAUGGAAGGGUAGAUGAGGUAGUGAAUGGCCGAAUGAGCCUAUACUCAGGGAAAUGCCACUUCAUGGGCUCCUCAGGGUAUCACCCUGCUGCUGCUGCUGCUGCUGCAGGUCAGGGGCCACAAGGCCACAUGGAGCCACCUAAUUCUUGGCUGUAGAAGUGCAGUGUGGGAUCUGAUAAGCUCCACCUUCUCACCCCUCGCAACCUCAUCCCAACCACUCAGUACUGUAGGAGCCAAGAUGAAGACAGACAUUCCUGCUGGUCUGCCCAAAUGGUAAGGGUGCCCCAGUGUGGGGGUGGGGAGGGAAUCAGCGCCCUGUAACAGCUCUUGCUUCCCCUACUCCAGUUCACAAACUUGCCACUCAGGUGGGCUGUCCCCAGUGCCCACACAUGCCUUUCAUGGCACCCGAGGCUCACAGAACCCCAGGCCGCACAAUGCUGCUCCUCACGCAUUCCGCACGUCCCACCAAACCCAGCUCAAACCCUUACCCUCCCAGACAGUUCUUCACUUGAGUCAUCCAGCUGUUCUCACCUCUCCCAGCUCUUGAAAAUGCAGGUUGCUUUCCUGCUUAAAACCUUUAGACCAUGACUAGCUUUCUGGCUAAUGCCCCAUCUCCACGCCUGGGUCAGCCUCUCCAACCCAUUUGGUGCCUCGCUUCCUCUGACCCUUUGGAUUCUAGCCUUGCCAGCCUCUUGGUCCCAUAAUACCCUUCCCCACACAGGCCCCUGCGCUAUAUCUGUGAUCUGGGAUGCUCUCUCAUUGUCCAGCCCCUUGCUCAGUUACUUAGGGCUCUUGCUGUAGGAGGUACUCAGGGACAUGACGUGACACUAGUGUCAGUCCUCCCAGAACUUUCUCCGAUCUCACAGUGAAUUCCCUUAUAUGCAGUCACACACUACACUUCUUCCUAGCUCUGACUGCUAACUGUAUGUAAGUUGUCACGUAGUUAGCAGUCUAGCAUUUUAUUUGCUGAAAUAUAAUAUCAACAGGGGCAGGGAUUGUAUGUCUUGUUUACUGUUCCUGUAAUCUCCAUAGGAACCCUGGUGGCUCAGUGCUUAAGAGCUAUGGCUGCCAACCAAAAGGUCAGUGGUUCAAAUCCACCAGCUGCUCCUUGGAAACCCUAUGGGGCAGUUCUGCUCUGUUCUGUAGGGUCGCUAUGAGUCAGAAUUGACUCGACGGCAAUGUUUUUGUUUUCAUAUUUUCCAUAACAUUUUUUGAAUAAAUGAGCAGCACUCUUAACCUACAACAGACACAGCCCUGGCUCCCUAAACCUGUGAGCAAUUACAGGAAGGCUGCAGAGCAUCCUGGACAGUCCCAUCGUGGGCCUAUGCCACAGGACGCCGCGGACAGCACCAUUGUGGAUCUGUGCCGCAGGACACCCUGGGCAACGGCAUCAUGGAUACAUGCUUGACCCUAUCUUCCCAACUUGGUGGCAGUCUCCAAGGGUAGGGUCUGGUCCCAAUCUUCCAUGAUUUCUGACUUCAGUGGAGACACCAGGAGGCUUGGAUCACUUCCUGUAGGGCACAGAUUACUACCCACAGCCCCAGGGAUAGUAGGAGAAAGGUGAACCCCCCAAAUUUUGUGAUAUAUUGUCCCCCUGCACAAAGAUCUCAGAGUUUGGCCCCAGAAAGGUUAGCAUGCUCUAGGGCUUUGCCGCUGGGCCCUGUGGUGGGCAAUCGCCCUGUAAGCAUACCUUGCAACUUUCCUUCUCAGGUGUCCGCUGCAUGACACUGAUGAGCUCUGCCCUGAGUCCCUGGUGACUUGUGGUCCCUUCACUCUCCACGUUCAUGGUUUUCUGGGCAUGAAUGUGGAAAGAGAACAGUCACACACAGACCCAGACUAGGGUGACAUACAGAGAGCUACAUCAUGAAAGACAGAGGUAGCCAGAGUGCAGAGGAGUCAUGGCGCUGACAUUGCCCCUGUCCCCACCCAAUGUCCACAGUGUAGGGCCCCACUCAGCCACGUCUGGAGAUGGACAGACACAGGAACACUCAGUCUCCAUGUGUGCAUAGGCCAGGACCCACAUAGACAUGAGUCCUCACACGGGCCUCCUGUUGGUCUCCUGCCCAUCAGGUCUGUAUAGUGAUGUUUAUGGGACCUUUACUGUACUCUUAGAGGCAUUUUCUCAUUUAUCUUCAAAUUGGGACAUAGCAAUGUCAGUUUUACAGGUGAGGAAAUACUGAGGAGAUGUGAAGAAAUUUGCGCAGUCACAAAGCUUUGUAAGUUACAGAACCAGGAUCUGAAAUGUACGGUCUGGCUCCAGACUCCAUUCCCAGAACACCUCGUUUAUACAACCUUAUUUAUCCUGAAGGUUUUAUGGUACAAACUUGUAGAGUGAACUCUAUAGCCCUUCUUCCCAUGAUGAGUUAGGAGUGUUUCCAGACUUACCUCUUUUAUUAGGAAGUAAUGGUCACUGAGCAGAGCCUUCUGGAAUUCCAGGGGCUAUCCCUUCAGCUAACUGAAGAGGAAGGGGCCACUCAAUGUAUUGUGUUUAGUGCUCAAAUGGUAAUAGGGUGGAAAGCAUAGUAUUAGCUCUAGGCGGUCGCAGCUGAGAAUAAGGAGCCUUAGAAGGCAGGGGGACAGACUGGGCAGCCAGCCCUGCCACUUCAGCAGAGUGACCUUGAGCAAGUGAUUUCACAUCUCUAAUGCUGAGUUUCCUAUUAAAUGGGAAUUUUUUUUUCUUUUUUUUUUACUGUGAUAAAAUACACAUUAACAUAAAAUUUGCCAUUUUAGUCAUUUUUGUUAGUACAUUCACAAUGUCAUGUAAUCCACCACUGUUUCCAGAACUUUUUUAUUAUCUCAAACAGAAACACUGUACCCAUUAAACAGUAACCAAAAGGUUGGCAGUUUGAGUCCCCCCCAGAGGCACUUAAGAAGAAAGGCCUUGCAAUCUACUUCUGAAAUGUUAAAAAAAUAAUUAGGCAUUGAAAAUCCUAUGGCGUACAGCCCGACGCUGACACACAUAGGGUUGCCAUGAGUCAGAACAGACUUGAUGGCUACUGGUUUUUUGUUUUGCUUUUUAAUUGCUUUGGCUAGAACUUCCAGUAGGAUGUUGAGUAGAAGUGGUGAAAGUGACCAUCCUUGUAUUGUUUCUGACCUUAGGGGGAAAGCUUUCAGACUUUCGCUGUUGAGUAUGGUGUUAGCUGUGGGUUUUUCAAAAAUACCCUUCAUCGUGUUGAGGAAGUUCUCUUCUAUCCUAGUUUUCUGAGUGUUUUAUCAUAGAAGCGUGUUGCAUUUUGUUAGAUGCCUUUCUUCGUCAGUUGAAAUGAUAAUACAGUUCCCCCUUCAUCCCAUUAAUGUGGUAUAUUACACUGAGGUUUGUAGGUUGCACCACACUUGCAUUCCUGGGAUAAAUCCACUUGGUCAUGGUGUAUAAUCUUUUUAAUAUGCUGCUGAAUUCAGUUUGCUAGACCUAAUAGUAAUGAACUACGUUAGCUUUUGUUUAUCUGGAUACGUCUUCAUUUCUCCUUCAUUCUGGAAGGGUAGUUUUGCCAGAUAUAGAAUUCUUGGUUGACAGUAUUUUUUCUUUCAGCACUUUAAACAUGUGAUCCCACUGCCUUCUGGCCUCCAUGGUUUCUGCUGAGAAAUCAGCAGUUUAUUUUACUGAGGAUUCUUUGUACAUGAUAUAUCACUUCUCUCUUGCUGCUUUCAAGAUUCUCUCUUUGUCUUUGUCUCUCAGUUUUACUAUAAUAUGUCUCGGUGUGUAUCUGUUUGAGCUUAUUCUUCAUGGAUUUGGUUGAGCUUCUUGGAUGUGUAUAUUUAUGUCUUUCAUCAGAUUUUGGAAAUUUUCUGCCAUUGUUUUUUUAAACAUUUUUUUCUACCCCCUUUUCUUAUCUCCUCCUGGAACUCCUUAGGUGUAUGUGUUGAUAUGCUUGAUGGUGUCCCUUAGACUCUGUUCAUUUUUCUUUAUUCUUUUUUCUUUCUGCUUCUCAGACUGGAUAAUUUCAAUUGUCUUAUCUCCAAGUUUGCUGAUCCUUUUUUCUGCCUGCUCCAAUCUGCUGUUGGACUUCAAAUGAAUUUUUAAUUUUAAUUAUUGUACUUUUAAGCUCCAGAAUUUCUGCCUGAUUUCUUUAAUUUCUAUUUAUUGAUAUUUUUAUUUUGUUCAUACAUCAUUUUCUUGAUUUCCUUUAGUUCUUUGUCCAUAGUUUCCUUUAGCUCAUUGAGCAUAUUCAAGACAGUUGAUAUAACAACAUCUCAGACUAGUAAUUUCCGAUGUGUGCUCUUUGUCAGAGAUGGUUUCUGUCAAAUUAUUUUUUUCCUGUAAUUGGGCCAUAUUUUCCAAUUCCUUUGUAUGUUUUGUAAUUUUCUGUUGAGAACAGGACCUUCUGAGCAUUAUAUGUGGUAACUCUGGAAAUCUGAUCCCUCCACUCCUCAGGGAUUGCUGAUUUUAGCUUGUUGAGGACUGCAACCAUCCAUCUGUGACUUUUCCAAACUAUUUUUGCCAAAUGUGUAUUCCUUGUUGUGUGUGAUCACUGAAGUUCCUUCCUAUUGUAUGUAGAGUUAGCUAGUGACCUGACAAAGAUUUCCUUAAAUGUCUGACUUCAAAAAGGGGAAUAAAAAGGGAUUUGGGCCCUUUAAAUCUUCCAGUAGAUGCCUCUGGGGGGAACCUCUGCAGCCAAGAGAACUGAAACCAAUACAAGCAUCUGUGCCGGUCCCUCAGGGCACCACCAGCCAACCAGAAUGCAUAACGCUACACUUUUGGAGGGUGAGGUCCCCACUGCUUACCUUGGCAGUAGUCAGCUACCUCAGGAAUGUGAGCUCCUGUCCCCACAACCACCGCAAGGCUGAGGAAUGGGGAUGGUAGCUGGUUCAUGCAUGCUGCCCUUUUAUGAAAAGUGAACAGCCUUUCCCUUCAUCAAGCACUACUCUGGCUGUUGUAAGUGUCUGAUCAAGUUCCAGAGACCUGAAAUAAUUGAUUCCAGUCAUUCUUUCCAUCUCAGUGGUUGCUUUAGGGGAGAAACUGAACCCUACAGCUUCCAACUCUGUCUUACUGUGUCUUUAGUACGUAUAUUACAGGGUUGCUUUGACAAUUAAAGUAAAAUAAAGUUUGUGAAAUGUAAUGCCCAGUAAGAGUAUAUGGUAGGCUUUAAAAAAAAAAAAAUGAUUUCUUCAGUGUUAAUCCUUUAAAGUGGUAUAGGUACCAGGUUAUUCAGGCCUUAGAGUUGCUGCACAAAUAUCAGCAAUUCCUUGAGACUGGGAACCUCCCUGGGAACUCACUCCUUCCUAAUACAGGUCUGUGUUUAUAACUUUUCAAAGCCCCAUAAAGGGCAGUUCCUUAGGUACUGUCAGAUGACACCUAAUGGGGCAUUACUUGGCAGCAGCGGAGAUCAAAGGACCCAGGGGACCUUGGGAGAAAUACGACUAGGAAAGAGGUCUUUAAAGUAGGAAAUGGUGUUUUACAGCUACUGUACUAGUAAUUUUUAAAUACUAGAACACUCAGUGUUCUAAACAUUGUGAUAAAAUUGAUACAGGGGUAUGUUCUUGGUGAUGUUUGUGGUAGGCAGCCCCAAUGAUCCUUGCUUCUGGUAUUCUUGGCCUUGUAUAAUCCUCUCUCUUUGCUUUCCUUGCUUCUAACCAAUAGAAUAUGACAGUGUUGAGGGUCAGUUACUUCUGUGAUGAGGUUCCAAAAGAUUAUGACUUCUGUUUUGCUAGCAGACUCUAUUGCAUUCCAAGUCUGAUGAAGAAAGUGGCCAUGUUGAAGAGGCCCAGGUGGCAAGGAACUAAGGGCAACAGCCAGCAAAAGACUGAGAAGCUAAUUGUAAUAGCCCAUAAGGAACUGAAUUCUGCCACCAUCUAUGUGAGUUUAGAAAAGGGUCCUUCCUUGGGGUCAGAUGAGACCCCAGCCUCAGCCAACACCUUCAUUGCAGCCUGUGAGAGACCCUGAAGCAGAGGACCCAGCUAAGCUAUGCAUGAAUACCUGACCCACGGAAACUGAGAUAAUAAAUACAUGUUUUAAACACUA